Drosophila pseudoobscura is the source of this 7896-nucleotide messenger RNA. RefSeq names its product hyperpolarization activated cyclic nucleotide gated potassium channel Ih (gene Ih). The record is from RefSeq and is a predicted model, not a curated record. Gene Ontology annotation, cellular component: membrane; HCN channel complex. Gene Ontology annotation, molecular function: voltage-gated potassium channel activity. The transcript is spliced from 15 exons. Lineage: Eukaryota; Metazoa; Arthropoda; Insecta; Diptera; Drosophilidae. Gene Ontology annotation, biological process: sodium ion transmembrane transport; regulation of membrane depolarization; potassium ion transmembrane transport. The coding region runs from base 2390 to 6325 and encodes 1311 amino acids.
GAACGACUAGCAAAAAAGACAAAACAAAAGCCUAAACGGAAUAAACAAAAGCACAAGUCUUAAAAAAAAAACAAAAAAUAAAACAGAAAGUUAAUCCAAAAAUGAAACGAAAAUCGACGUAACGUGCACAAUUAUUUAAUCAACGCCAGAGGCCCCCUGGAAACGCCUCAAACAAAAGAAAAAAAAAACUACAUAGAAAGCGAAAAGGAAAGAGGAGAAAACUACGUAUAGGAAGUAAUAAUAGAAAACAACCAAUGUACCUGCAACAAUGAAAUUGAGCAAAUCUUAAACAACAAACCCCAAAAACCACAAACCAAAUUUCACCAGGAUAAAGAUUACUUUUAAAAAUAUACAAAGACACUCGAUAUAUACCAAAGAAAAGUGCUACACAUAUACUCGUAAACGAUAGGCAAUACAUAUAACAUAUGCUAUACAGACUACUACCGUACAUAAACCGUAUAAACCGUAGUUCGUUGACGUUUGUUCACUGCUGGGAGGAUAAGGAUAGCGAUAGAGAUAGAGAGUACCCCCAAUCCAAUCGUUGGAUUGGAUCGUAGAGUAAUAUGGAACUAACCUCGUAGUUUGUAGAGAGACGUGCGUCUCCGCAAGUAGGAAGCAAAUCAAAUACUCGUAGCCGCAACAUUAACGCACUUAACGACUAACUAAAACUACCAAGUAGUUGCCUCUCUUAUACAAUAUAUACAUAUAUAAUAUAUACACCUAAAAGAUAUAUACAAGAUACCUAGCUGUAGCCGAACAUAUACGCCAAUCUAUAUAUCUACCUAUAUGGAUUUAUUUUUAUAAUGUCGCUAAACGAGCCCGAGCAUCCUCAGAACUACUCCCACUCCCACUCUCACUUCGAGUAACACUCCGAGUCACGGCCCCUAGUCCUCCUCGACCUAGGCCUUUCAAAUUGCAUCUGAAUAAGUAACGAGGUCGAUUAAUGCAUUAAUUGGGUGGCGAAGGACAACGCCACGCCAAGCCGUGCCAAGGAGGGACCCCACCCGGUCCGGUCCGGUCCUUGCCCCCGCCCAGCCGCAUCCUUUCUCGCUCGCGUGUCGUGCCGCUCGUGCUAGAAUCCAAGGAGAUAUACGCGCUCACACACACACACACAUCAUAUAUAUAUAUAUAUAAGGAAAACUACCUGCUUUGGGUUUCCUGUGUGGCGCCUGCCUUGACGUAACUUUGGGCCGCACAGCUGCAGGAGGAGGAGGAGGGAGUAGCACCGAAACGCCUUAACCUGACUCACUUCCAUCGCUCCAAAGAGCGACCGCAACGCCAGAAACGCCAAACCUUGCCCGCUGUGCGUUCAUUAAACUUUCAUGACCAAACAUUAAAUUGCAAAGAGCAGGAGGAAGUGAAAGUGGAGAGGAGAGAAGAUAAACGGAGGAAUCCGAACCCCCAUUACCAUUCCAUAGCAUACAUUUCGGAGUAAGGAAACUAAGCCAAAGUAACAACGCUCCAUCAUCCCCCGGCUCGGUUGUUGUUGUUUUUUUGUGAUAAAUUAUUCACCGAUCCGGAUCCGGAUCUUGAUCCCGCCCACCCAAUCCAGCCCUUCUUGUUCUUCGGCCUCAGCUCCAGUUCCAGUUCCAGCUCCAGUUCCAGCCCCACCAUCACCUUCUACACCACCACCAAAAACAAUAACGAUACCGUAGAGGAAAAACGACAUUUAUAAUCCAAAGUACAAACGAAUAAUCCCAAACAACGCUGCAACCCGAACUAAACUAUAAAUAGCAACAUAUGGUAUUAUUAUACAUUGUACAAGCCGGCAGAUAUACAUGAUAUGAACACAUAACCUCCAAGCAAACACCCGCAUAACGAAUAACGAAUCGAAUCGAAACGAAGCGAAGCGAAACGUGCAAAACCGAAAGCAAUACAAGCAAGUGCUGUUAACUAUUUUAGGAGCUACUUUUUAGACAUUCAACCCUACGUUACUUAACACCCAAGAACCCACCAAAAUAACCGAACCCCAAACCCCGGAAGGAGGACAACAAGCAGGAGGCAAUGCAGUGAGAGUGAAACAGAUAGACUAACACACAACGAAAAGCAAUUUAUUUUGGCAUUGGACCUGUGUUAGUUAAUGCCAAAAAUCGAAACGGAAGUUGCACCCCCACUCCACACACAGACACACACCCACAUAAACACCUAAAAAAUGCCCAUAACAGGGUUAAGAAUUGCAUCAGUCAUCGCGGGGCGUCCAUUAUAGGACGGAAUAGCCCCAACAAAAGGCACCAACAGCCACCACAUCAGGAGUUUAGCGGCAACUGUAACGGUUAGAGGAUAGCGGCUAGCGGGUAAAAGUGAAAAGUGGCGAGAGAGUGGCGAAACUCCACCGUUACUCGAUGUGGUGCUAGUGGUGGCGACGUGACGGCGGCGUUGUUGAUAGAAAAUGCACGUGAAACACACUCAGCGCCGAGUCAGCGGUCCUGGAGCAUUCGGAACCUUUACCAACGAUCAACGAGCUAGCCGCGACAACUUGUACCCCGACGACCAUCAGCAGCAGCAGCAGCCUCCGCAGCGCCACUCGCACUCGCACCAGCACUUGGUGCGGCAGUCUCUGACCAGUCUCAGUCACGGGCAGGCGUCAUCCGGAUCCGGGCCAGCGGGGGAUGAGCAGCGGGCCCAGCAGCAGCAGCAGCAGCACCGUCAUCGCAGCAGCAGCAGCCGGCUCUCGAGCGGCAUCUCGAAGCAGAACUCCAGCGACAGCCGCAGUGGACUGCGCAUCCUCGACAGCCACAGUCCGGUCAGCUGCGGCACGCACAGCGUGAGCAGUACUGGCGGCCACUCGGCGCUCUACGAUGCCUGCCACGAGUACACGCGCAGCUUGAGUGCAGCUCCAACCGUUGAAGCAAGAUCGGGAGCGGGAGCGGACGCAUCGUUGCUGAAGGGACACUACAGUGAUCAGCAGCUAGCGCAGCCAGAGCCAGAUCCAGAGCCGGACCCUGAGCGUGACAGGGAUCGGGAUCGUGAUCGAGAUCGAGAGCGGGAAAGACGCCAUCUGACCAAUCUCAAUCUCAAUCUGAACAGCGAGUACGACUACAGCGGCAGCGACAAGCAGCAGCUGGUGAACGAGACGUACAUCUUCAAGUGCAUCGCCAACAGUCCGUCGUUUCUGCGCACCAACAAGAUCAAGGAGCAGUCCAAGAAGCUGCGCAACCUCUCGCUGAAGACGCGCACGGCCAAGAAGAAGGGCCAGAUCAUCUCCAAGUCGAACGCGGUGUCGGACAACUCGCUGCAUCCGGGCGACAAGUACCUCAACUUGUAUCUGGUGGAGAAGAAGCACUCGCUACAGCUGCAGGCCACAUCCACAUCCGCGUCCACAUCCACGCCCAAUCCUCACUCAGCAUCAGCCCCGGCCAGCUCAUCCUCAUCCUCGACGGCGACGACUGGGCGUCCGCAGCAGCAGUCCCAACAGCUGCCAGCACUAUCCGCGGUUGCCGCACGCCAGCAACAGCUGCUCCUCAACGGAUCGCUGAAGAGCAAGACGAAGACCUUCCCGGCCUACAGAGCGUCCGUGAAGAGCGAGAGCGAGUAUCGCGGGAGCGGCAGCAACACCAUUCCGACGACGGGCAAGAGUCCACCGGUGCCGCACUCGCUGGCGGCCAAGAUAAGCAGCGGCAAGAACUGCAAUCUGCUGCAGAGCGCCGGCAACAAGCAGCUCAGCGUCAGCAGCAACUCAUGCCACAAGCUGCAUGCCCAAGGACACGGACACGGACACGGACACGGACACGGCCACUACGCGGGAGCACAAGCACACCAUCUGGCCUCAUCGCCCAAGAGCUCGGUGUCGAGCAACGGACACCUGAACAAGUACUGCCUGACAGACCUCACGCGCCGCAAGGCAGAGUUCAAUCGCCAGCUGAGCGCCCCCACGGACUACACGCACCACUCCUCCAGCAACGGGUCCCAGCAGGAGGGUUCCUCCGAGGCGGCCAAUGAGGCUGUGGGCGAGUCGACCAUCACUGUAGCCAGUGCGGGAGUGCUUGGAAACGGCCACGGCUAUCCUUACAUCCAUCAGGCCUCGGCCACAGCACCGGCCAAUCUCAAGGCGUCGCUGCAGCUGCACAACUUCGGUGUCCAUCAUCCGUAUCCGUAUCCGUCGCGUCCUACGUCCACCUCGUGCACGAACAGCUUUAACCGACGCCACAUACGACGGCACAAGAGCAAGCUUGGCGAACGUUUGCUGAGCGGCGAUAGUGAGGAAUCGGUGCGCUGCUCGUACUGCUCCGUCUUGAAUGUGAAUGAGAACGAUUUGCGAAUUUCGUUUGAAAACACCUGCACCGACUCGCUGGUCACCGCUUUCGAUGAUGAGGCACUGCUAAUAUGCGACCAAGGAACCGAAAUGGCAAGAGCAAAGGUACACUUUGAUGACGUGUCGUUGUACGGCACUCCGAAAGAGGAGCCGAUGCCGAACAUACCGAUCGUGUCGGAAAAAGUCUCUGCGAAUUUCCUAAAAAGUCAAUUGCAAUCAUGGUUCCAGCCGACGGACAAUCGUUUGGCCAUGAAACUAUUUGGCAGCCGCAAGGCAUUGGUCAAGGAGCGCAUACGUCAGAAAACUUCCGGUCAUUGGGUCAUACACCCGUGCAGUUCAUUCAGGUUUUACUGGGACCUUUGCAUGCUUUUAUUAUUAGUAGCAAAUCUUAUUAUCCUGCCAGUCGCAAUAUCAUUCUUCAACGAUGAUCUGAGCACACGAUGGAUUGCCUUCAACUGCCUAAGUGAUACUAUUUUUUUAAUAGAUAUUGUAGUCAAUUUUAGAACAGGAAUUAUGCAACAAGACAACGCUGAACAAGUAAUAUUGGAUCCAAAGCUUAUAGCUAAACACUAUUUAAGAACUUGGUUUUUUCUCGAUUUGAUUUCGUCGAUACCGCUAGAUUAUAUAUUUUUAAUUUUCAAUCAAAUUAUGAAAUUGCAGGAUUUCUCUGAUUCUUUUCAAAUUUUGCAUGCCGGACGCGCCCUGCGCAUCCUGCGCCUAGCUAAACUACUCUCCCUCGUCCGCCUGCUCCGGCUCUCCCGCCUCGUGCGCUACGUAUCCCAAUGGGAGGAGGUCUAUAUUCUGCAGAAUCUACAGAAAAAAAGUGCUGAUCGCAGAGGGAGAAUGCACAGAAAAGACAAAGAUGGCUUGACAAAAAGCAACCUAAUUCUCAAGUUCCUCAAUAUGGCCUCGGUGUUCAUGAGGAUCUUCAAUUUAAUUUGCAUGAUGCUCUUGAUCGGACACUGGAGCGGUUGCUUGCAGUUCUUAGUGCCAAUGUUGCAGGGUUUUCCAUCAAACUCCUGGGUAUCCAUCAACGAGUUGCAGGAAUCCUACUGGCUGGAGCAGUAUUCGUGGGCAUUGUUCAAGGCCAUGUCGCACAUGUUGUGCAUUGGCUACGGCAGAUUUCCACCACAAUCACUGACAGACAUGUGGCUGACCAUGCUGUCGAUGAUAUCCGGCGCCACGUGUUACGCAUUGUUCCUGGGUCAUGCGACCAAUCUCAUCCAGAGCUUGGACUCCAGCAGGCGGCAGUACCGCGAGAAGGUCAAACAGGUGGAGGAGUACAUGGCCUACCGCAAGCUGCCGCGCGACAUGCGACAGCGCAUCACGGAAUACUUUGAGCAUCGGUACCAGGGUAAAUUCUUCGAUGAAGAGUUGAUCCUUGGCGAGUUGAGCGAGAAAUUGCGCGAGGAUGUCAUCAACUACAAUUGCAGAUCCCUCGUGGCGUCAGUGCCUUUUUUUGCUAAUGCCGAUUCGAAUUUCGUUUCCGACGUAGUUACUAAACUGAAAUACGAAGUUUUCCAACCAGGUGAUAUUAUCAUAAAGGAGGGUACGAUCGGUACAAAAAUGUACUUCAUUCAGGAGGGCGUGGUGGACAUUGUCAUGGCCAACGGCGAGGUUGCCACCUCACUAUCGGACGGUUCUUACUUCGGUGAGAUCUGUCUGCUGACCAAUGCGCGUCGUGUGGCCAGCGUGCGAGCCGAAACCUAUUGCAAUCUAUUCUCAUUGAGCGUGGAUCAUUUCAAUUGCGUGCUGGAUCAGUAUCCGCUGAUGCGCAAGACCAUGGAGACUGUGGCCGCAGAGCGGUUGAACAAGAUCGGAAAGAAUCCAAACAUAAUGCAGCAGAAGGACGAACAGCUGAGCAAUCCCGAGUCGAACACUAUCACGGCCGUGGUGAAUGCCCUGGCUGCCGAGGCCGAUGAAUGCAAAGAUGACAGUGACAUGGAUCUCAAGGAGAAUUUACUGCAUGGGUCAGAGUCGAGCAUUGCUGAGCCGGUUCAAACGAUACGCGAGGGUCUGCCCAGGCCUCGGAGCGGGGAGUUUCGAGCCCUGUUCGAGGGCAACACCCCAUGACACUGAGCCGAGGCGAUGGCGAUGACUAUGACGAAGACGAUGACGAUGGUGGUGAAGAGCGGUGCGGGCGGGCAUCGGGCAUCCAUCUGAAAGGCAAUUUUGCAGGACACACACUCACCCACACACACAGCCACAUACACAAAACACCACUCACACACACACAUGCGUAUAUAAUAAUUUAGUAAAUGAAACCCCAAGAAGCGAUAAGAAGAGUACACUAAAAAGAAUCAAUUUACGGUAGACACUCUAUAUAUGCAAUUGCGAUUUAGUAGAAAACAUUAAAAAAAGACAAAACAAAAAAAUCCAAAAAAAGAACAAAACAAUUACACAAAAAUGUCCUCAAUAAUUAUUCAUAAUUUCAGCUCCGCUAACUGUGAUGACUUUAAUAUAAGAAUCGAAAAAAAAAACAAUUACAUACAAAUAUAAAUUAUAUGAUAGAGAAGAAACUCAGCAGACAGAUCCGAAUCAGAAUCAGAUCCACACAGACCUAGCCCACAUACCGCAAUAGAAGAGUUUGCCACACACACAUACACACAAAAAAACACAUGCAACAACAACAAAAAUACAGACACAGAGAGAGACAUACCUUAUAGGGAAUCUACAUUUAAGUUUUAUGCCCACGAUAUUGUAACGAUUACGAAGUGAGUAGACUUUUGUGAAUUGCUACAGCGUUAGUCCUAUGGACCUACUACAGAACAUACAUACACCCACACCCACACCCACACAGAGACAGACACCAACCACACCUGUAGAUUGUAGAGUGGAACAGGGUAAGAGACAGUCGAAAUACAGACCGACUGACCAACAGAUCCGCAGACACGCAUCAACUUAUGAUGUAAGGAAACGGAGCGAAUCGUGAGGGCAUACCAAACACACAUAUUUAUGCGCGUAGCUAUUAUGUACUCGAGCAACCAACAAACAAACAAACAAACAAACAAUUAUGUAUUAUUGCGAUUAUAUAGCAUAUUUAAAUACGCAUUGCAAAAUGGAAACAACAUAACUCAGCAAUAUACAAGAAAACAAAAUGUAUUUAAGCAAGUUUAACGAAUGCGCAUUAGUAGUUGAACUAUUAGUUUUUCACUCACUAACAAAACUAAAAAACAAACAAACAAGUAACACCACUCGACACACAACGUAGUAGAGAAGCCUCAACAAAAAAUAAAAACAAAAAACAAAAGAAGAAUACGAGUAUAUUCAAAAGAAAACCAACCUCAGGGUGCCGUCGUUUCAGCGGUCCCCAACCGACAAAAACAAAAAACAAAAGAAGGAAGAACAAACAAGAAACCAACUAUAUACACGACAUAUAUAUACAAAACAUAGACAUUGUUGUCUUUUAUAGGGAAUUGUUACAAAGCCUCAGUUUCGGUUAUAUUUCAAGUAUGUAUUUAUUGCCGCCUGCCGCUGGUCAGGAUCAUAAUUUUCGAUUGAUUCAGAAUUUCCGUUCAGGAAUACAAUAAUAUUUGGUUACGAACGUGAGUUCUCAACGCAAGUGGUUCGUCUUUGAGUCGUCCUUGUUUGUCAUACUUUCAAGCAUAAAUCAGGCAAAGGACGGCGACUUGUCGGGGGAUUUA